AUGGCUCAGAACAGACACCUCUCCCUUCAGGGACUCUGUUUCCUCCUCCUCAGCACUGUGUUGAGGGGUCAAGCUCUGGAGCUAGGGCUGAAGGAUGGAGGCCACCGCUGUGAGGGGAGAGUGGAAGUGAAGCACCAAGGAGAAUGGGGCACAGUGUUUGACUUCAACUGGAUCUUGGAGGAUGUAGCUGUGGUGUGCAGACAGCUGCAGUGUGGAGCUGCUGUUGAUGCUCCCCGAAGGGCUUAUUUUGGACCAGGGGAUGGCCCCAUUUGGCUUUGGUAUGCUUCAUGUGAAGGGACAGAGUCAGCUGUUAGUGACUGUAGGCAUUCUGCUAUUACAGACUAUCGUGAGUAUAGUCUUUCCCACGACUGGGAUGCUGGAGCAGUCUGCUCAGGGUUUGUGCAUCUAGCUGAGGGGGAUGGACCCUGCUCAGGGCGAGUAGAAGCGCAUUCUGGAAAAGACUGGACCCCACUGGUUGAUGGGAACUUUACACACCCCACUGCCCAGGUCAUCUUUGCAGAGCUGGGAUGCGGCAAGGCUGUGUCUGUCCUGGGACUUGUGCCCUUCAGAGAGUCAGAUGGCCAGGUCUGGGCUGAAGAGUUCAGGUGUGAAGGGGAGGAGCCUGAGCUCUGGUCCUGCCCCAGAGUGCCCUAUCCAGGAGGCACUUGUCAUCACAGUGGAGCUGUUCACCUUGUCUGUUCAGUGUAUGCAGAUGCCCGGCUCAUGAGAAAUGGCACCUCUCAGUGUGAGGGGCAAGUGGAGGUGAAUAUUUCUGGACGAUGGAGAGCGCUCUGUGCCUCCCACUGGAGUUUGGCCAAUGCCAAUGUUGUCUGUCGUCAGCUCGGCUGUGGAGUCGCCAUCUCUACUCCUAGAGCACCACACUUUGUGGAAGGAAGUGAUCAGAUCUCAACAGCCCGAUUUCACUGCUCAGGGACUGAGUCCUUCUUGUGGAGUUGCCCUGUGACUGCCCUGGGUGUUCCUGACUGUACCCAUGGAAACACAGCCUCUGUGAUCUGCUCAGAAAACCAGACUCAGGUGAAGAGCCAGUGUAAUGACACCGAGCCUGAACCAGCAGAUUCUGCAGCCUCAGUGGAGAGCCCCACCAACUGCUCAGGCAGCAGACAGCUCCCCCUGGUGGACGGGGGCGGUCACUGCGCCGGGAGAGUGGAGAUCCUUCACCAGGGCUCCUGGGGCACCAUCUGUGAUGAUGACUGGGACCUGGACGAUGCCCACGUGGUGUGCAGGCAGCUGGGCUGUGGAGAAGCCCUCAAUGCCACGGGGUCUGCUCACUUCCAGGCGGAAUCAAGGCCCACCUGGCUGGACGACCUGAAUUGCACAGGAGAGGAGUCCCACGUGUGGAGGUGCCCUUCCCGGGGCUGGGGGCGGCACAACUGCAGACACAAGCAGGACACGGGGGUCACCUGCUCAGAGUUCCUGGCCCUCAGGAUGGUGAGCGAGGACCAGGAGUGUGCUGGGUGGCUGGAAGUUUUCUACAACGGGACCUGGGGCAAUGUCUGCCACAGCCCCGUGGAAGACAUCACUGUGUCCAUCAUCUGCAGACAGCUUGGCUGUGGGGACAGUGGAACCCUCAACUCUUCUGUUGCUCUUAGGGAAGGUUCUAGACCCCGGUGGGUAGAUGGAAUCCAGUGUCGGAAAACUGAUACCUCUCUCUGGCAGUGUCCUUCUGACCCUUGGAAAUACAGUUCAUGCUCUUCAAAGGAGGAAGCCUAUAUCUCCUGUGCAGACAGCAGACAGGUCCACCUGGUGGACGGGGGCAGUCGCUGUGCCGGGAGAGUGGAGAUCCUUCACCAGGGCUCCUGGGGCACCAUCUGUGAUGAUGGCUGGGACCUGGACGAUGCCCACGUGGUGUGCAGGCAGCUGGGCUGUGGAGAAGCCCUCAAUGCCAUGAUGUCUGCUCACUUCGGGAAGGGAUCAGGGCCCAUCUGGCUGGAUGACCGGAACUGCACAGGAAAGGAGUCCCACGUGUGGAGGUGCCCUUCCCGGGGCUGGGGGCAGCACAGCUGCGGGCAUGACGAGGAUGCAGGAGUCAUCUGCUCAGGGUUUGUGCAUCUGGUUGGAGGGGGUGGACCCUGCUCAGGGCAGGUAGAAGUGCAUUCUGGAGAAGACUGGAUUCCAGUGUCUGAUGGGAAUUUUACACUCCCCACUGCCUAGGUCAUCUGUGCAGAACUGGGAUGCGGCAAGCCUGUGUCUGUCCUGGGACACAUGCCUUUCAGAGCAGCAGAGGGCCGGGUCUGGGCUGAAGAGUUCAGGUGUGAAGGGGAGGAGCCUGAGCUCUGGUCCUGCCCCAGAGUGCCCUGUCCAGGGGGCACUUGUCAUCACAGUGGAGCUGUUCACCUUGUCUGUUCAGUGUAUGCAGAUGUCCGGCUCAUGAGAAAUGGCACCUCUCAGUGUGAGGGGCAAGUGGAGGUGAAUAUUUCUGGACGAUGGAAAGCGCUCUGUGCCUCUCACUGGAGUCUGGCCAAUGCCAAUGUUGUCUGUCAUCAGCUCGGCUGUGAAGUCGCCAUCUCUACUCCUAGAGGACCACACUUUGUGGAAGGAAGUGAUCAGAUCUCAACAGCCCGGUUUCACUGCUCAGGGGCUGAGUCCUUCUUGUGGAGUUGCCCUGUGACUGCCCUGGGUGGUCCUGACUGUACCCAUGGAAACACAGCCUCUGUGAUCUGCUCAGGAAACCAGACCCAGGUGCUGCCCCAAUGCAACCACUCCCUGUCUGAACCAGCAGGCUCUGCAGCCUCAGAGGAGAGCCCCGCCAACUGCUCAGACAGCAGACAGCUCCGCCUGGUGGACGGGGGUGGUCACUGCGCCGGGAGAGUGGAGAUCUUUCACCAGGGCUCCUGGGGCAACAUCUGUGAUGAUGGCUGGGACCUGGACGAUGCCCACGUGGUGUGCAGGCAGCUGGACUGUGGAGAAGCCCUCAAUGCCACGGGGUCUGCUCACUUCGGGGCGGGAUGAGGGCCCAUCCGGCUGGAUGAACUAAACUGCACAGGAGAGGAGUCCCACGUGUGGAGGUGCCCUUCCCGGGGCUGGGGGCGGCACGACUGCAGACACAAGGAGGAUGCGGGGGUCAUCUGCUCAGAGUUCCUGGCCUUCAGGAUGGUGAGCGAGGACCAGGAGUGUGCUGGGUGGCUGGAAGUUUUCUACAACGGGACCUGGGGCAGUGUCUGCCGCAGCCCCAUGGAAGACAUCACCUUGUCUGUCAUCUGCAGACAGCUUGGCUGUGGGGACAGUGGAAUCCUCAACUCUUCUGUUGCCUUUAGGGAAGGUUCUAGACCCCGGUGGGUAGAUUUAAUCCAGUGCCAGAAAACUGAUGCCUCUCUCUGGCAAUGUCCUUCUGAUCCUUGGAAAUACAGUUCAUGCUCUUCAAAGGAGGAAGCCUGUAUCUCAUGUUCAGACAAUGACAAGAUCCGACUCAGGGGAGGAGACAGCGUGUGCUCAGGGCGGGUGGAGGUCUGCCACAGCGGCUCCUGGGGCACAGUGUGUGAUGACUCCUGGAGCCUGGCAGAGGCCGAGGUGGUGUGUCAGCAGCUGGGCUGUGGCCAUGCCCUGGAAGCCGUGCAGGACGCGGCAUUUGGCCCUGGAAAUGGGAGCAUCUGGCUGGACGAGGUGCAGUGCGGGGGCCAGGAGUCCUCCCUGUGGGACUGUGCUGCGGAGCCCUGGGGGCAGAGCGACUGCAAGCACGAGGAGGAUGCUGGCGUGAGGUGCUCUGGGUUUAUGCAUUUAGCAGGGGAUAGACCCUGCUCAGGGCGAGUAGAAGUACAUUCUGGAGAAGCCUGGACCCCAGUAUCUGACAGGAACUUUACACUCCCCACUGCCCAGGUCAUCUGUGCAGAGCUGGGAUGCGGCAAGGCUGUGUCUGUCCUGGGACACAUGCCCUUCAGAGAGUCAGAUGUCCCAGUCUGGGCUGAAGAGUUCAGGUGUGCAGGGGAGGAGCCAGAGCUCUGGUCCUGCCCCAGAGUGCCCUGUCCAGGGGGCACUUGUCACCACAGUGGAGCUGCUCACCUUGUCUGUUCAGUGUACACAGAAGUCCGGCUCAUGAAAAACGGCACCUCUCAGUGUGAGGGGCAAGUGGAGGUGAAUAUUUCUGGACGAUGGAGAGCGCUCUGUGCCUCCCACUGGAGUUUGGCCAAUGCCAAUGUUGUCUGUCGUCAGCUCGGCUGUGGAGUCGCUAUGUCCACCCCAAAAGGAGCACACUUUGUGGAAGGAAGUGAUCAGAUCUCAACAGCCCGAUUUCACUGCUCGGGGGCUGAGUCCUUCUUGUGGAGUUGCCCUGUGACUGCCCUGGGUGGUCCUGACUGUAUCCGUGGAAACACGGCCUCUGUGAUCUGCUCAGGAAACCAGACCCAGGUGCUGCCCCAGUGCAAUGACUCACUGUCUGAACCUGCAGGCUCUGCAGCCUCCGAGGAGAGCGCCCCCAACUGCUCAGACAGCAGACAGCUCCGCCUGGUGGACGGGGGCGGUCACUGCGCCGGGAGAGUGGAGAUCCUUCAGCAGGGCUCCUGGGGCACCAUCUGUGAUGAUGGCUGGGACCUGGACGAUGCCCACGUGGUGUGCAGGCAGCUGGGUUGUGGAGAAGCUGUCAAUGCCACGGUGUCUGCUCACUUCGGGGCGGGAUCAGGGCCCAUCUGGCUGGACGACCUGAAAUGUACAGGAAAGGAGUCCCACGUGUGGAGGUGCCCUUCCCUGGGCUGGGGGCAGCACGACUGCAGGCACAAGCAGGACGCGGGGGUCACCUGCUCAGAGUUCCUGGCCCUCAGGGUGGUGAGCGAGGACCAGGAGUGUGCUGGGUGGCUGGAAGUUUUCUACAACGGGACCUGGGGCAGUGUCUGCCACAACCCCAUGGAAGAAAUCACCUUGUCCAUCAUCUGCAGACAACUUGGCUGUGGGAACAGUGGAACCCUCAACUCUUCUGUUGCUCUUAGGGAAGGUUCUAGACCCCGGUGGGUAGAUGGAAUCCAGUGCCGGAAAACUGAUACCUCUCUCUGGCAGUGUCCUUCUCACCCUUGGAAUUACAGUUCAUGCUCUCCACAGGAUGAAGCCUAUAUCUCCUGUGCAGGGUCCUACAGGACCCGAGGACCCUUCUCAUUCCCUGUGUCAAUGCCCCAUUGUCCCAUUUCUCUCUCCUCAGACAGCGGACAGCUCCGCCUGGUGGACGGGGGCGGUCGCUGCGCCGGGAGAGUGGAGAUCCUUCACCAGGGCUCCUGGGGCACCAUCUGUGGUGACGGCUGGGACCUGGACGAUGCCCACGUGGUGUGCAGGCAGCUGGGCUGUGGAGAAGCCCUCAAUGCCACGGGGUCUGCUCACUUCGGGGCGGGAUCAGGGCCCAUCUGGCUGGAUGAAUUGAAUUGCGGAGGAAAGGAGUCCCACGUGUGGGGGUGCCCUUCCCGGGGCUGGGGACAGCACGACUGCCAGCAUGUCGAGGAUGCAGGAGUCAUCUGCUCAGGGUUUGUGCAUCUAGCUGAGGGGGAUGGACCCUGCUCAGGGCGAGUAGAAGUGCGUUCUGGAAAAGGCUGGACCCCGGUGCCUGAUGGGAACUUUACACUCCCCACUGCCCAGGUCAUCUGUGCAGAGCUGGGAUGUGGCAAGGCUGUGUCUGUCCUGGGACAUGUGCCCUUCAGAGAGUCAGGGGGCUGGGUGUGGGCUGAAGAGUUCAGGUGCAAUGGGGAGGAGCCUGAGCUCUGGUCCUGCCCCAGAGUGCCCUGUCCGGGGGGCACUUGUCACCACAGUGGAGCUGCUCACCUUGUCUGUUCAGUGUAUGCAGAAGUCCGGCUCAUGAAAAACGGCACCUCUCAGUGUGAGGGGCAAGUGGAGGUGAAUAUUUCUGGACAAUGGAGAGCGCUCUGUGCCUCCCACUGGAGUUUGGCCAAUGCCAAUGUUGUCUGUCAUCAGCUUGGCUGUGGAGUCGCUAUGUCCACCCCAAAAGGAGCACACUUUGUGGAAGGAAGUGAUAAGAUCUCAAAAGCCCGAUUUCACUGCUCGGGGGCUGAGUCCUCCUUGUGGAGUUGCCCUGUGACUGCCCUGGGUGUUCCUGACUGCAGCCAUGGAAACACAGCCUCUGUGAUCUGCUCAGGAAACCAGACCCAGGUGCUGCCCCUGUGCAAUGACUCAGUGCCUGAACCAGCAGGCUCUGCAGCCUCAGAAGAGAGUGGCGCCACCUACUGCUCAGACAGCAGACAGCUCCGCCUGGUGGACGGGGGUGGUCACUGCGCCGGGAGAGUGGAGAUCCUUUACCAGGGCUCCUGGGGCACCAUCUGUGAUGAUGGCUGGGACCUGGACGAUGCCCACGUGGUGUGCAGGCAGCUGGGCUGUGGAGAAGCUGUCAACGCCACGGUGUCUGCUCACUUCGGGGCGGGAUCAGGGCCCAUCUGGCUGGACGACCUGAACUGCACAGGAAAUGAAUCCCACCUGUGGGGGUGCCCUUCCCUGGGCUGGGGGCGGCACGACUGCAGACACAAGGAGGACUCGGGGGUCAUCUGCUCAGAGUUCCUGGCCCUCAGGAUGGUGAGCGAGGACCAGGAGUGUGCUGGGUGGCUGGAAGUUUUCUACAACGGGACCUGGGGCAGUGUCUGCCGCAGCCCCAUGGAAGACAUCACUGUGUCCAUCAUCUGCAGACAGCUUGGCUGUGGGGACAGUGGAACCCUCAACUUUUCUGUUGCUCUUAGGGAAGGUUCUAGACCCCAGUGGGUAGAUGGAAUCGAGUGCCGGAAAACUGAUACCUCUCUCUGGCAGUGUCCUUCUGACCCUUGGAAUAACAAUUCAUGCUCUCCAAAGGAUGAAGCCUAUAUCUCGUGUGCAGGAAGGAGACCCAAGAGCUGUCCAACUGCGGCCCCCUGCACAGACAAAGACAAGAUCCGACUCAGGGGAGGAGACACCUCAGAGGACAACUGCUCAGGGCGGGUGGAAGUCUGGCACAGCGGCUCCUGGGGCACAGUGUGUGAUGACUCCUGGAGCCUGGCAGAGGCCGAGGUGGUGUGUCAGCAGCUGGGCUGUGGCCAUGCCCUGGAAGCCGUGCGGGACGCGGCAUUUGGCCCUGGAAAUGGGAGCAUCUGGCUGGACGAGGUGCAGUGCGGGGGCCGGGAGUCCUCCCUGUGGGACUGUGCUGCGGAGCCCUGGGGGCAGAGCGACUGCAAGCACGAGGAGGAUGCUGGCGUGAGGUGCUCUGGAUCUGUGCGUCUGGUUGGAGGGGAUGGACCCUGCUCAGGGCAAGUAGAAGCGCGUUCUGAAGAAGACUGGAUUCCAGUGUCUGAUGGGAACUUCACACUCCCCACUGCCCAGGUCAUCUGUGCAGAGCUGGGAUGUGGCAAGGCUGUGUCUGUCCUGGGACACAUGCCCUUCAGAGAGUCAGAUGGCCAGGUCUGGGCUGAAGAGUUCAGGUGCAAUGGGGAGGAGCAUGAGCUCUCAUCCUGCCUCAGAGUGCCCUGUCCAGGGGGCACUUGUCACCACAGGGGAGCUGUUCAAGUUGUCUGUUCAGCAUACACAGAAGUCCGACUCAUGAGAAAUGGCACCUCUCAGUGUGAGGGGCAAGUGGAGGUGAAUAUUUCUGGACGAUGGAGAGUGCUCUGUGCCUCCCACUGGAGUUUGGCCAAUGCCAAUGUUGUCUGUCGUCAGCUCAGCUGUGGAGUAGCUAUUUCCACCCCAAAAAGAGCAGAAGGAGGUGAUCAGAUCUGGAAAGCCCGAUUUCACUGCUCAGGGACUGAGUCCUUCUUGUGGAAUUGCCCUGUGACUGCCCUGGGUGUUCCUGACUGCAGCCAUGGAAACACGGCCUCUGUGAUCUGCUCAGGAAACCAGACCCAGGUGCUGCCCCAGUGCAACGACUCCUUGUCUGAACCAGCAGGCUCUGCAGCCUCAGAGGAGAGCCCCGCCAACUGCUCAGACAGCAGACAGCUCCGCCUGGUGGACGGGGGCGGUCACUGCGCCGGGAGAGUGGAGAUCCUUCACCAGGGCUCCUGGGGCACCAUCUGUGAUGAUGGCUGGGACCUGGACGAUGCCCACGUGGUGUGCAGGCAGCUGGGCUGUGGAGAAGCCCUCAGUGCUAUGGUGUCUGCUCACUUUGGGGAGGGAUCAGGGCCCAUCUGGCUGGACGACCUGAACUGCACCGGAAAGGAGUCCCACGUGUGGAGGUGCCCUUCCUGGGGCUGGGGGCGGCACAACUGCAGACACAAGGAGGACGUAGGGGUCAUCUGCUCAGAGUUCCUGGCCCUCAGGAUGGUGAGCGAGGACCAGGAGUGUGCUGGGUGGCUGGAAGUUUUCUACAACGGGACCUGGGGCAGUGUCUGCCGCAGCCCCAUGGGAGACAUCACUGUGUCCAUCAUCUGCAGACAGCUUGGCUGUGGGGACAGUGGAACCCUCAACUCUUCUGUUGCACUUAGGGAAGGUUCUAGACCCCGGUGGGUAGAUGGAAUCCAGUGCCGGAAAACUGAUACCUCUCUCUGGCAGUGUCCUUCUGACCCUUGGAGUUACAAUUCAUGCUAUCCCAAGGAUGAAGCCUAUAUCUCAUGUGCAGGAAGGAGACCCAAGAGCUGUCCAACUGAGGCUCCCUGCACAGACAAAGACAAGAUCCGACUCAGGGGAGGAGACACCUCAGAGAACAACUGCUCAGGGCGGGUGGAAGUCUGGCACAGCGGCUCCUGGGGCACAGUGUGUGAUGACUCCUGGAGCCUGGCAGAGGCCGAGGUGGUGUGUCAGCAGCUGGGCUGUGGCCAUGCCCUGGAAGCCGUGCGGGACGCGUCAUUUGGCCCUGGAAAUGGGAGCAUCUGGCUGGACGAGGUGCAGUGCGUGGGCCGGGAGUCCUCCCUGUGGGACUGUGCUGCGGAGCCCUGGGGGCAGAGCGACUGCAAGCACGAGGAGGAUGCUGGCGUGAGGUGCUCUGGGUUCGUGCGUCUAGCUGAUGGGGAUGGACCCUGCUCAGGGCGAGUAGAAGUGCAUUCUGGAAAAGGCUGGACCCCGGUGCCUGAUGGGAACUUUACACUCCCCACUGCCCAGGUCAUCUGUGCAGAGCUGGGAUGCAGCAAGGCUGUGUCUGUCCUGGGACACAUGCCCUUCAGAGAGUCAGAUGGCCAGGUCUGGGCUGAAGAGUUCAGGUGUGAGGGGGAGGAGCCUGAGUUCUGGUCCUGCCCCAGAGUGCCCUGUCCAGGGGGCACCUGUCACCACAGUGGAGCUGUUCAUCUUGUCUGUUCAGCAUACUCAGAUGUCCGGCUCAUGAAAAAUGGCACCUCUCAGUGUGAGGGGCAAGUGGAGGUGAAUAUUUCUGGACGAUGGAGAGCGCUCUGUGCCUCCCACUGGAGUCUGGGCAAUGCCAACGUUGUCUGUCAUCAGCUUGGCUGUGGAGUUGCCAUCUCUACCCCUAGAGGAGCACACUUUGCGGAAGGAAGUGACCAGAUCUCAACAGCCCGAUUUCACUGCUCAGGGGCUGAGUCCUUCUUGUGGCAUUGCCCUGUGACUGCCCUGGGUGGUCCUGACUGCACCCAUGGAAACACGGCCUCUGUGAUCUGCUCAGGAAACCAGACCCAGGUGCUGCCCCAGUGCAACCACUCCCUGUCUGAACCAGCAGGCUCUGCAGCCUCAGAGGAGAGCGUCACCAACUGCUCAGACAGCAGACAGCUUCGCCUGGUGGACGGGAGCAGUCACUGCGCCGGGAGAGUGGAGAUCCUUCACCAGGGCUCCUGGGGCACCAUCUGUGAUGACAGCUGGGACCUGGACGAUGCCCACGUGGUGUGCAGGCAGCUGGGCUGUGGGGAAGCCGUCAAUGCCACGGGGUCUGCUCACUUCGGGGAGGGAUCAGGACCCAUCUGGCUGGACGACCUGAACUGCACAGGAAAGGAGUCCCACGUGUGGAGGUGCCCUUCCCGCAUCUGGGGGCAGCAUGACUGCAGACACAAAGAGGACGCAGGGGUCAUCUGCUCAGAGUUCCUGGCCCUCAGGAUGGUGAGUGAGGACCAGGAGUGUGCUGGGUGGCUGGAAGUUUUCUACAACAGGACCUGGGGCAGUGUCUGCCGCAGCCCCAUGGAAGACAUCACCUUGUCCAUCAUCUGCAGACAACUUGGCUGUGGGGACAGCGGAACCCGCAACUCUUCUGUUGCUCUUAGGGAAGGUUCUAGACCCCGGUGGGUAGAUGGAAUCCAGUGUCGGAAAACGGAUACCUCUCUCUGGCAGUGUCCUUCUGAUCCUUGGAAAUACAGUUCAUGCUCUUCAAAGGAGGAAGCCUAUGUCUUGUGUGCAGGAAGGAGACCUAAGAGCUGUCCAACUGCGGCCCCCUGCACAGACAAAGACAAGAUCCGACUCAGGGGAGGGGACAGCGUGUGCUCAGGGCGGGUGGAGGUCUGGCACAGCAGCUCCUGGGGCACAGUGUGUGAUGACUCCUGGAGCCUGGCAGAGGCCGAGGUGGUGUGUCAGCAGCUGGGCUGUGGCCAUGCCCUGGAAGCCGUGCGGGACGCGGCAUUUGGCCCUGGAAAUGGGAGCAUCUGGCUGGACGAGGUGCAGUGCGGGGGCCGGGAGUCCUCCCUGUGGGACUGUGCUGCGGAGCCCUGGGGGCAGAGCGACUGCAAGCACGAGGAGGAUGCUGGUGUGAGGUGCUCUGGUGGAAGAACAACUUUGCCCCCCACUAGAGCAGGCACCAGACCAGGCUCAAAUCCUGCUCCUGGCAUCUUCUCCCUGUCUGGGAUCCUCUGCCUCAUUCUGGGGGCCCUUCUCUUCCUGGUCCUCAUCAUCCUGGUGACUCAGCUGCUGAGAUGGAGAGAGGAGCACAUAGCCUUAUCCAGUGUAGAAGAUGCUCUUGCUGAGGCAGUGUACGAGGAGCUUGAUUACCUUGUGACAGUGAAGGAGGAUCUUCUGGGCAGCACAGGGUUCCUGUCAGAUGACCUGGUGACUAAACUGCCAUAUUACACCGGAGAUGGUGAGGACCACGGUGACUUUAGGUCUGCUGCAAGUAAACCCCCAGAUGAGAGGAAUGAUGCCCCUGGUGAGGAUUAUGAUGAUGCUGAAGAGGUACCAGUGCCUUGGGCUCCUCCUGAGUCUAUGAUGAGCCAGGGGGACCUGCCCUCAGAGGUGGAGGAUGGGAUGAGGGCCUUUGAGACAGGCUCUUCUCUGUGCUUCUCUAGAGAGGCAGCUGAUCCUGGGAAAGGAGAAGAGAGCCCCCGUCUGCUCCAGGGAGAGAGAGGGGACCCUGGGUAUGAUGACGUUGAACUAAGUGCCCCUGAAACAGCCACAGUGGCUUUCCCAUGA
Hippopotamus amphibius kiboko is the source of this 11235-nucleotide messenger RNA. RefSeq lists its product as uncharacterized. The record is from RefSeq and is a predicted model, not a curated record. Gene Ontology annotation, cellular component: membrane. The transcript has 47 exons. Lineage: Eukaryota; Metazoa; Chordata; Mammalia; Artiodactyla; Hippopotamidae.